Messenger RNA from Auxenochlorella protothecoides, 603 nucleotides. RefSeq lists its product as uncharacterized. The transcript has 4 exons. Gene Ontology annotation, molecular function: Hsp90 protein binding; protein-folding chaperone binding. Gene Ontology annotation, biological process: protein folding; chaperone-mediated protein complex assembly. Gene Ontology annotation, cellular component: nucleus; cytosol. NCBI's taxonomy places the organism in Eukaryota, Viridiplantae, Chlorophyta, Trebouxiophyceae, Chlorellales, Chlorellaceae. The coding region runs from base 1 to 603 and encodes 200 amino acids. The record is from RefSeq and is a predicted model, not a curated record.
AUGCCUCUCUCCCCUCCCGUUCAGUGGGCACAGCGCAAGGACAGGUUGUACCUCACCUUUGACCUGCAAGACUGCAAGGACCCCACCAUCGAGGUGAAGAACGACGAGGCCUCCCAGAGUGGCCGCGUCAGUUUCAAGGGAAACGCUCAUUCCCAUGCCACAGGACCUGAUGAGCACACAUACUCCAUGGACCUGGAGCUGUAUGGCGAGAUCGACGACAGCGAUGUCAAGCAGGUGAAGACUGACCGGACAGUGGUCCUGAUCCUGGCGAAGAAGGAGGAGGGGCCCCACUGGCCCCGGCUCCUCAAGGCUGCGGGGCGCGCGCCCUCCAACGUCAAGGUGGACUGGAACCGGUGGGUGGAUGAGGACGAGGAGGGCACGGGCGGCCUGGAGGAGGAUGGCUUUGACCUCUCCGCCCUCCAGAACCUGGGUGGUGGCGGCGCCGGCGCCGGCGGCAUGCCCGACUUCUCCUCCCUCCUCGGGGGCGCGGGGGGGCCGGGCCUGGAGGGCCUGAGGGCGGGCGAGUUUGGCGAGGAGGACGACGAGAGCUCCGAGGACGGCGACCUGCCGCCGCUGGAGGGUGACAAGCCCGCUGCUGCCUAG